Rangifer tarandus platyrhynchus (Svalbard reindeer) is the source of this 279-nucleotide messenger RNA. Lineage: Eukaryota; Metazoa; Chordata; Mammalia; Artiodactyla; Cervidae. The record is from the annotation of a GenBank genome assembly.
AUGUGUUUUACUGGAAAAUUUUUAGAAGUGCGGAAAAAGGCGCGCUUCGUCAAUUGGAAGCCCGCGCUGGGGCCACCUUACUACGAGUCUGUUUUGUAUUCUCCGGUAGGAAACCUCCCGUUGCGACAUACGGCCUUUGUCAACAAUGUUGGGCGUGUCGCGCUGCCCCCUCGCUGUUGCACUUUUGUGCGCCACUUGCUCCAGCGGUCUGGUACGCGGAAGGAACACCGGCAGUUGCAUUGGUUCAACUUCUUGAAGGAGCUGUCGCCGCUGCGGUAG